GUUUUCAACAUGGCGCUCGGCCUCCAGCUCCCGGCGGCCGCUUCGCUGUUGGUCUUCUGCGGGGUUUUAAGUUUCCCUGUGGGCCAGGAGAAAAGAGACAGCGCCGGCUGCGGAUACCAGUCAUGUCACGACACCAAGCCCACCAUGCUGAAUGUCCACCUGGUCCCUCACACACACGACGACGUGGGCUGGCUGAAGACCGUGGACCAGUACUUCUAUGGAGAUCGUAACGACAUCCAACACGCUGGCGUCCAGUACAUUCUGGACUCUGUGGUGGAUCAGCUGAUAAAGAAUCCAGACAGAAGGUUCAUCUAUGUCGAGACGGGCUUCUUCUACCGCUGGUGGAAGCAGCAGAGCCCCAGCAUGCAGCAGACGGUCAAACAACUGGUUAACGAAGGACGGCUGGAGUUCGUGAACGGUGGCUGGUGUAUGAGUGACGAGGCCACCACGCACUACAGUGCUGUCAUCGAUCAGAUGACCAUCGGGCUGAGAUUUCUCAAUGAGACCUUCGGGGUCUGUGGUCGUCCCCGCGUCGCCUGGCACAUUGACCCCUUUGGCCACGCUCGCGAGCACGCCUCUAUUUUUGCACAGAUGGGAUACGACGGCUUCUUCUUCGGCCGCUUGGACUACCAGGACCGCAAUCGCAGAAGGAAGGAGAAGGAGCAGGAACUUCUCUGGAGAGCCUCUGACAGCCUCACGCCACCGAUGGCCGACCUCUUCACCGGAAUUCUUCCUAAUGGAUACAACCCUCCUACUGGAUUCUGCUGGGACCAGCUCUGCAGUGACGACCCAAUCAGAGACGACCCUGACCUUGAAGAUUACAACGUUGAUGAUGUUGUUCAGCGCUUUCUGCGUGCCGCCAAGAGUCAGGCUUUAGUGUACAAGACCAAUCACAUCAUUAUGACCAUGGGCUCAGACUUUCAAUACGAGAACGCCAACCUGUGGUACAAGAACCUGGACAAGCUGAUCCGCUACGUCAACGCCCAGCAGGCCAAUGGGAGCAACGUCAACGUGCUCUAUUCCACUCCAUCCUGCUAUCUGCAGGAGCUGCACCGAGCAAACCUCACUUGGUCUCUGAAGACGGACGAUUUCUUUCCCUAUGCGGACAAUUCUCAUAACUUCUGGACGGGAUACUUCACUAGCCGGCCAGCACUGAAACGUUACGAGAGGAUCAGCAACAGCAACCUGCAGUCUUGUAAUCAGCUGGAGGUUCUGGGUGGUCCAAUAUCCAGGAAGGGACUGUUUGGACAGGGUGACAGCGAGACUUUGAGGAAAGCGAUGGCUGUGGCUCAGCACCAUGAUGCAGUGUCUGGAACAGAGAAACAGCAUGUUGCAAACGACUACGCCCAGAGGCUGGCCAAAGGCUGGCAACACUGUCAGGUUUUGGUCAGUAAUAGUUUGGCUUCUCUCACUGGCUCCUCUGCUGAAAGAAUUUACUGUGAUAACCUCAACGUCAGUGUGUGUCCUCUUACCGAGUCCAGCAAAAAGUUCUCAGUCAGUGUGUACAACCCUCUGGGACGGACUGUCACUUGGCCCGUCAGGCUGCCGGUCAAUGGAACGGCCUACAGCGUAAUUGAUGCUCAAGGCAACUCUGUGGACAGUCAGGUGCUUCCUCUGUCAGGAGCCACUCAGGAAGUAAGGAGGAAUCGAGGCUUUGCCGUCAACGAGCUGGUGUUCCAGGUUCAGGCUCCUCCUCUGGGCUACAGCACGUAUUCUGUGUCCCUGCUUCAGGAUCAGCCACCUCCUUCUUUACCUCAACAUGGAGCGCCCACUGUCAUCCAAAAUAAGUUCCUGCAAGUGACCUUUGACCCUGACACGGGCCUCUUGACCGGUCUCAGCAACCUGGAAACCAAACAGACCAUAAAGCUGACGCAGAAUUUCUACUGGUACAACGCCAGCGACGGCAACAGCCCCGAGAGUCAGCAGACCUCCGGAGCCUACAUCUUCAGACCGAACUCCUCCACGCCUUUCAUGGUCAACAGUAAGGCCAAAGUGGAGCGCUUUCAGAACACGGUGGUGCAGGAGGUGCGGCAGUGGUUUGCUCCGUGGGUGUCUCAGGUGGUCCGUCUUUAUGCCGACAGCAAAGCUGUGGAGCUGGAGUGGACCGUCGGACCCGUGCCAGUAAACGAUGGACAGGGGAAGGAGGUGAUCACUCGUCUGGACACCAGCAUUAAGACCGCUGAAAUUUUCUACACAGACUCCAACGGCAGGGAAGUCCUGCAGCGAAGGAAAGACUACCGUCCUACGUGGCAGCUGAAGCAGACAGAGCCCAUUGCUGGAAAUUACUACCCCAUCAACUCUCGUGCCUUUAUAAAGGAUGACGUGGAUCAACUCACAGUAGUGACAGAUCGCUCACAAGGAGGAGGGAGCAUAUACAACGGAUCUCUGGAGAUCAUGCUCCACCGCCGGCUGCUGUACGACGACUACCGAGGCGUUGGCGAAGCUCUCGAUGAGCGAUCUGAAAUCUUCCCAGACGGGCUGGUGGUCCGCGGUCGCCUCCUCCUCUCCCUUGAGCGUCCCGCCGUCGCUGCCGACACGCAUCGUCCCCUAGCCCAGGAGGUCGUAUCACAGCCGCUGUUGUCGUUUACGGAUGGAGGCCUGAGCCAAAACACUGCGCUGGAGUUUUCAGGUCUCCAGGCUUCGCUGCCCCCUGCUGUCCACCUCCUGACGCUGAGUCAGUGGGAUGACGAGUCGGUCCUGCUGAGGCUGGAGCAUCAGUUCCAGAGCUGGGAGAGCAAAGUCAACUCUCAGCCCGUCACAGUCAACCUUCAGAAACUGUUUUCCACUCUGGAUGUUUUGGGUUUUUCUGAGCUGAACCUUUCCGCCAAUCAGUGGAAGGAAGAGAUGAGCCGCUUUGAUUGGACGCCUGAGAAAGAGGAGAAGCCUCUGCUGAAGACGUUUGAGGAUCCCUCCGUGUGGGAAGUCACCUUGAGGCCGAUGGAGAUCCGAACCUUCCUACUCAGGGUCACAUUAAAAUAACCAAUCACAUGCAUCAAAAUGAUACCACUUGAAUCUAAUUGAAAGGGAUUUUUUUUUUUUAUUGUAUUUUUACCCAUCUUACUUUUUGGCUAGGGACAGGCAUUUGAAUCAAAAACCUUUAUUGAAAAUCAUGAGCACACUUAUGUUGAUUGUUGUUCAUAUAAAGCUGCCUUGCACUGUUGAACAGGAUUGGUCCAGAAGCGUAUCUGAAUCAGGAGUUGUUGGCCUAUCGCUAGGUUAUUUUUUAGAUUUUAUUUUUCUUUGUUUCGUGCCACAGUGACAUUAAUGAACACGGAUUAAGCUUCAGAUGUAACUGACAGCAAAGGGAAAAAACAUUUCCAGAGGUUAAUACACGGUGCCUUCUUUAAAGCUAACCUUAAACGUCAUUUUAAGGGGGGUUUUUUUUGCUGCAGAUUCACAUAAGAGUAAUGAGAUUUUCAGAAGCUGCUGCUACCAUCUUCUUUGGAGAAAAGCUAUCAUACAAAUUUGGCUCAGCUGAUCAAAAUGUGAUGUUACAGGACACAAAAAAUAAAUCUAAGCCUAAUAGCUGUUUAGAGAUUGAUCUUACAAAAGAGUUCAAUGGAAAUCAGGAUGCCCCACAAAAACAAUUACUGCUCUGAAAAUAAAACGUAUCAACAGGUUACUUUACUACAGAUACAACUGUGCUGCUAAACAGUGCAUAAUACUCCCAUUUUAUCAUAUUUUUUACAUGUAACCACAAUAUGAGGCUUUCAUGGAACCAACAGUGGAAGAUUAGUUUGAACAGCAAAAGUAGCUAUUCCAGUGUUACUAGCAGCUUUUCUGUUUUGCAAAUGUUUGCCCAUUGAACUCGGCCAUAGCCUUGCAGUAAAAGGCGUUUCCUGUUACGGAAGUGCACUACACACAUUGGCUUAUAACAGGAAGUAAAGAUUAAUUGAUUAGUUUGAACUUUGUGCUGGAGUCCCUUAUCUCUACUAUGAAUGUAGACGACUGUUAUUGGUACCAACAGAUAGAGCAUGUUACAUUUAUUAACAUUAAAUUAAAUGAUGCUAAAAAUAUUUUUGAAUCUUGGGGCACUGAAUGUCUUUCCAUGAAGCUCCAUUAGAUGUGGACUAGGUGCACAAUUUUAAUCUUGGCCUUGUUAGAAUAGCAAAUUGAUCAAAGUUAAAUAAUAACAAACCCCACCACAAGGUUCCUACUACAUUUCCCCUGGAUCGUCUCUAUAUUUACAUGUUUAAAUCUGACUUGUUUGCACGGGAUUAUUCCUAAAGUUUUAUACGUCUUAUUUGCAAAUGUUUUAUAAAUAUGCCCUGUGUUCAUCAUAAGCAGAACUACUUAAAGAAAGCCGUCUGGUUUAGACCACAGAUGAGUUAAGAGGGCAAAGCUGAGGUGAAAUGAUGCCUAAUGAAAGCGGUUAUUCAUCUGUGGAUCCUAUCACUCAAAAACCAGAUCUAGCAAAUAUUUCUACUGAAACAUAAGUAGCGAUGAGGAAUAUCAUAGAUAAAAACACAUAAUCUGAACAUAAACCCAUGAGUAAAAAUUAUUAUUACUUAUACUUUAAGUAACAGAAUAAGGAAGAUUAUGGAAAAAGUCAUUUUCCAUGGAGAAUUAUUUUUCCCCCCUGAAUUAUCCAGACUUGGAAAAUAAAAUUUUAGACUCCUGCCUGAACACUUCAUACAUUCCCACAAAUCACAUUCGCUUCCAUUUACUGCAAACAAAUGGCAGCUGACGGGGAUUGAAUCUCUAUUCCUUUAUUUCUUAUGCACUGUGAAAUUUAUUAACCAUCUGCACAUUUGUAAACAAUUUAAAGCAGCAAGUACAGAAUAUUUCCAUGUC
Fundulus heteroclitus (mummichog) is the source of this 4794-nucleotide messenger RNA. RefSeq names its product mannosidase, alpha, class 2B, member 1. The record is from RefSeq and is a predicted model, not a curated record. Gene Ontology annotation, molecular function: carbohydrate binding; alpha-mannosidase activity. NCBI's taxonomy places the organism in Eukaryota, Metazoa, Chordata, Actinopteri, Cyprinodontiformes, Fundulidae. Gene Ontology annotation, cellular component: lysosome. Gene Ontology annotation, biological process: mannose metabolic process. Bases 10 to 2979 code for a protein of 989 amino acids. The transcript is spliced from 23 exons.